CUGAAACCAGAAUCGACGUCUUGGUAAAAUGGCGUUGUAAGUACUCGUUGUUGAGCGGUUGACAUUUGUUGUUGUUCUAUGUGCUUAUUAUAAAAUAAGUGUGUGUAUUGUGAAACGGAUAAAUGCCCCGGAUGCUUUACGGAUGUGCAUUUUUAGGAUACUAACGGUUGGAGACACAUAAGUGCAUCCGAAAUGAGUGAGCAGAGUAUAGCAUCGGCCAGGGCCUCGGUGAUGGUCUAUGAUGAUGUGCAGAAGAAAUGGAUCCCGAGUGGCAGUUCGUCUGGCCUCUCCAAGGUGCACAUCUUCCAGCAUCAGAUAAACAACUCUUUCAGAGUUGUCGGCAGAAAACUUCAAGACCAUGAGGUUGUUAUAAACUGUGCCAUAAUAAAAGGGCUGAAAUACAACCAGGCGACCAACACUUUCCACCAAUGGCGGGAUAACAAGCAAGUCUACGGUCUCAACUUCAGCAACAAGGAGGAUGCAGACAACUUCGCCCGAGCUAUGUUUCAUGCUCUCGAUGUGCUGAGCAAUGCCAUCGCUCGCCCAGUGGCCCCGCCUCCACCCCCCCAACCGGCCCCCCCACCUCAGCCACCCACCACUGUGUACCAACAGGCAAACGUCACCACGGUCUAUCAGCAGGCUAAUGUCACCCCCGGAUACCAGCAAUCCAAUGUCACCCCCGGCUACCAGCAGGCCAACGUCACCCCUGGCUACCAGCAGUCCAAUGUCACCCCCGGCUACCAGCAGGCCAAUGGGCAGUAUGAGGAAGAGGCCACUUACAGUACUGGCAGUAUCGGCUCUGCACGGGGGAUCUACCAUCAGGUGUCACCGGGCGGGCCACAGCGGAUAGACCUCAGUCCCAACACCCACUCUCACUCCAGGACUUUAACACGAGAAGAUGCUGCACAAAUUCAAGAAAGAAGAAUGUCACAACAAAAUCAAAUGAUCAGUAGUCCGAAUGCCAGUUCUCCCCAGGGUCCGCCAGUGCCCGCCACACCUCCAGGCCAAGGUCACCAUCGUACCUCUUCGGCUCCACCAGCCCCUCAGCCCCCUCCCAUGUCCUUGGCUGCCCCACUCACCUCACCACCCCCUCCUGUCCCUCCGGCCCCACCUUGCCCCCCACCACCAUGGAGUUCUACCCCCUCCCCUGCCAUGGGGCCUCCUCCACCCCCACCUCCCCCUGCACCCAACAUGUCCCGCUCCUCCAGCAGUGAUGGACCAGAUCAAGGCUCCCUUGCUGCUCAGCUACAGAGUGCACGGUUACGGAGAUCUAAUAAGCAAUCGGCAGAGAACAGUGGGUCAUCAACUAGCAGUAGUGGCAGCAACUAUGGCACGCUUGGCCGUAGUCAGACAGGCAUGGCCAGCAUGAUGGACGAGAUGGCUAAGACCCUGGCCAGGCGGAGAGCUGCUGCCGAGAAGAAGGACCCCGCAGACAUUCCCCAACAGGACACAGACUGCAGUACAGGAGAGAGGAAGGGCAGUGUGUGGGGGCCAGCCAAGUUGGGUAACGGAUGUGAGUCUUCGCCCAAGCCUAGCCGCAAACAGCUGAACUCCAGCACCGAAGAGUUGCAAGCUCCACGAGUCAACGGGGACCAGAGCGGCAGUGUCACUUCAGCGGAUUUGGAGGCUCUCAAGCAGGACAUCUUGCGCGACAUGAGGAAGGAGAUAAACAAGAUGAAGCAGGACAUUAUUGAUUCAAUCAAAGUGGAAUUGAGCAGGAGGUAAUGCUUGGGCGUAGCACACAAGCCGACUGAAUCGCCAGGCAACGCUCUGCAACAGACAUUUCUAUUUUGUACAUAAAUGUUUUUAUUAACCCGUUUCAGUAUAAGUGUUAUACUGCAUAUACAUACAUGUAUGCAUUAUUUAAAUGGCAAUAAUUUCGUUUUUAGUCUUCAUUAGCAAUUCUUAUAGAAAAUGUUACUAUCGAAAGGUUUUUUUUACAACAAACAAGACAUAAUUUCAUAAAUAGCAACUAGUCAUUCCUUUGUAUUUAUGUGGAUUAUGUAAGCACACGUACUCGUAUGUAGUCACUGGGUCUUGUGGUCAGAGACAUUGCUAAAACUUGUUUAAGUCUGAUAGCCUUAGUGUUUUAGCCAAAGUACAAAUUUUUUAUAUAUCUUACUGUACAAUUUCUUAAUAUAAACACUAUUCACUUGGUUAUCACUGGUUAGAUUGAAAUCCAUGACAACAAUUAAUAGGCAAUGUGGUUUAAAUGCCAACAAUACAAAAGCUCUUAAGCGUGAUUCAUUUUGACGAAUUUUAUUCAAUUAGCACUGUUUUAUGAAUUAUUACACAAAUAAAUUAAAUGAGUAAAGUUUGUCAAUUUUUUACCCAGUUAAUCCUACCAUUUGUUUUCAACCCAUUACUAUUAUUUAACAUUCAUGAGUGUUUGUGGCACAAUUCCGCAACUUAACAAGAGUGUCUUAUUAUUAUUAUAUUGCAUUUUUCAAAAAUUAAAUUUUUCCCUAGUAGUAACUUUGUUCACGCCACUUGUGUAAUUUUAUUUUGGGCAUUUUUCUAGCAUACAUAUUUUAGUAAUGGACUUCUAAAUUCUGUGUUACUGUAUGUAGAAUAUUCUUCUAGUUUUAUUGUAUAUGUUUUAUAUAUAUAUAUAUAUAUAUAUAUAUAUAUAUAUAUAUAUAUAUAUAUAUAUAAAGAGAAGUUCAGCCCCUUAAAAUGUUAUUCUGCCCGUCUUCAUGAUCGUAUUGAACAGAAUGAGGAUAGUUGGUAGGCAGUAUACUGAUAAAAAGUGCAAUGGUCACAGGCAGGAUUUGAAAGUACGUUCCCAUCUUUAAGUCCAACGCCCUAGACCACUCGCCUACUGGCUCUCCCAAAAUGUAAGGUCAAAUUUACUUCAUACGAUUCUAGUAAUAGUAUAUCAACAUGUAAGAACUACUCUUUUACAUGUUUUUCUUUGGCUACAAAUUAAUAAACAAAUAAUAUCUUUGAUGUAUUAUUUCUUUAAAUUAGUUAAGACUGUAUUCAAUUACAGUUUUAAAUAUUUGAUUAAUGUAAUAAAUGAUUAAUUUUUCCAUUGAUAUUACAUUAUUACAUAAUAUUUAUGCCUAAUACAAAUUUUAUUUUAAAAAAGUAAUACUAUUUAAUGCUGAUAAGUGAGAUUAAUAUUGACACUCAAAAAUGACAGCUGAACUUAAAAUAAAAUUAACCUUUUAAGUGCCGCGCCAUCAGCAUGUUGGACACAUUAAAAACCUUAUAAAUUGCUGGCGUCAAUUGGCUCGAUGAUUCGUAUUUAGACGAUAUUUAAUCAAAUACACAGUUGAAAUACCAUGUAACCAUAUGGCUAAAUUCAAUAUGUUUCGUUGUAUCGAUUAAUGCCCGUUUUUAUCUUUUCUUACUUGUAAGUCUAUGUAAUGAUAAUUAACUAUGAUGUUAUUAUGGUCUGUUUGCCGAUGAAUUCAUCUUAUGCAAAUUAUGCGUUUGGUUAGUAGCACUGUUUACUUCGUUGUGUAAUUGUGUUUUUAUGUAAAAACAAAUCAUAAAGCAGUGUGCAAUUUACAUUUAUUAUUGUAGUAAUAUCAAUAUUGAUAUUUGGAUAUUUUCUAUAACAGCAAGCUCUUAUUUGUUUUCUUGUUUCCAUUAUUGCUGCCCAAAAAAUUUGACGAUCUACAUUAGUUUAUAGUGGGAAAAUUAAAUAUGGUAAAUGUAUUUUGCUUGCAAGUAUACAAAAGUCAGGGUUGCAAUUUAAAGAGUAAUGGCAAAAUAGCUACAGCACUCAAUGUGUACAAGAUUGAACCUCUAUUGCCACUAGGGAUUGUGUGACAAGUAUUUAAUUGUUCCAUUCUAACCUACCAUUAAAAACCGCAACCUGCAAUUAUUUUAUAUUCCACAUCCUUUUAUAAGUAUUGUACAUAUUUUAUGUAUUUUAUUUAAGAAAUUGAUCAAAUGCCGUAUUACUUAUAUUACAAAAUACAAUCUGACCAGUGAGCUAAAGUAUGUAUUUAUUGUUAUACCUUUGGUUGUUAGCAUUUUUUCUUAUUUUUUAAUUUCAUCUGAAUAAAAUGAAAUUACUGUCUGUUUUAUUAUAUUAAAGUAUCUUACAAUGUUUAGUUACACUACUGAUCUUGCAAAUUAAAUUUUUUCUCAUUAAUCUUAAUUUAUAAAUAUUUAUGUGUCUGCCAAUAGAUUUAGUAAUUAAUUUGUAUUUAUGAAAUGAUAACUGACAAUUAAUUAUCAUUAUGCCAUAAUAUAUUUUAGUAUUAAGCAGUUUAGAACAAAUAGUGAGCUUAAAAGCUGUCUUACUUUAGAUGUUUGUACUUAUGCUGUUUUUUUUUUUAAUAUUGUAAUUUUGUAUUUCUUGUGUUAGAAAACAUUGAAUUAACAACUGCCUUAUGUAAUAUGUAUUUUAGUAAAUCUUGUUUGUGUAGUAAAUAACUAUAUGCUACAAAAUAUUUUUAACCAAAAUUUGUUAGGCAGUAACAAAGAAAUACCUUAAUAAAAGAAUUGUUUAAAGGUA
This is a messenger RNA of Homalodisca vitripennis (glassy-winged sharpshooter), 4474 nucleotides long. RefSeq names its product protein enabled (gene ena). Gene Ontology annotation, molecular function: SH3 domain binding. The record is from RefSeq and is a predicted model, not a curated record. Gene Ontology annotation, biological process: intracellular transport. The transcript has 10 exons. The coding region runs from base 193 to 1725 and encodes 510 amino acids. Lineage: Eukaryota; Metazoa; Arthropoda; Insecta; Hemiptera; Cicadellidae.